GGGCCAUAUAUCAUCCGUUAACAGUACAUAGGUAAACAACCCCAGUGCUUCUGCAGCAGUUCUCGCAUUACAAAGUUCACGUCCAGACAUCUAACGAUCGGAAAUGAAGUCACUCGUUGUGUAAUGGACACUACAGUCGAACCUUUCCGCUCAUGAUACGACCGGCCCCCGAUCCCACCCAAAUAGUUCAAGCCUCAUGAAUUCACGCAUCUGGCAGUACCAGUGGUAGACUGUCAGGUCGCCCGGAUUCUCCGACCGCUGCUCACAUCGCUACCUGAGCUACCGUUCCUGUCCACGAGCCUCUCCCAUUCCUCAGCUGGCAUCGCGCUGGUGCAUGCCCAUAGAAGUGCCCGUAUACGGACGCAGCGCUCCAUGGCUCGAUGGCCUCGUCGGAAACAGGGUCGGGCUACUCGGUGACGCCUACCCAGCCUCGAGGAUUCACACUGCGACAUAAUUCUCGAAAGAGUGACGAUCUCACGGCGUUGCAACGACCGUCGAUGAAAGAUGGCCGGUCACUAUCGGGCGGGAGUUCCCAGUAUGGCUCGAGGGCCUUCGUUCCAACUCUCACGUCUACCGGACCACCAGGCAGUUUCAAUCCCGACUUAAAAGGCGCCAUGACUUCUGGAAGGACCACGCCCCUGACUGAAGCGGCAGGAGUGCCAAUGUCACGACUACAGCAGCAGGCAUACAAGGAUGUGGAUGGCCUCACAACCCCGGAGCAGCGGCAGGCCGCGGUGCGUGAGAAGAUAGCCAAAGAGAUGAAGAUCAAGCUUGGAACAGAAAACAUGCUCGAGGCACUAUUGAGCAAGAACCCAAAGCAGACUAAAGAGCAGCGCCAGAGGGUCGAGAUGGAGUUGGGUUCUUCGAAUAGAAAACUCGCCGAGUUGAAGCAGGAACUCGACCAGGAAAUCCAGCGCGCUCAGACGCCCAGCACGCCGCCAAACAAGAGAAUGACCAGCUACUUUCGCGGCAGUCCACUCAAGUCUCCCCCGCGGAGCAGCCAGCAGGAGACCGAACCUCCCGAAUCGGUUGAUGUCGAGUCCCCAACAGUCGUGUUGACGGAGAUACUCCAGCAGCUGGAAGCAGACGGCAUGACGCCGGACUACUACAUCGAGCGGGCGAACAGGCUAGUUGAUCUCUUGAAGCGAAAUCCGACCUUGAAAUAUGAUCUGGCCUGGUCUGUCUUUAGUCUACGGGUUCAAUUGAUGCUGCUCAGUGAUAGUUCGGACGUUGUCGCAGCCGGUUAUAGACUGACUCGACAUGCCAUCGCCGACCGAAAGUCAUUGCAGACCAUCCGGACGUUGCAUACGGACGAGCUCGUCAUCUUGUCUCUAGUCAAAAAGAACAAUGCCACCCUUGAGCGAGAGCAAGCCGUCAAGUUUGUGCGGGCCUUCCUAGACGUCAAAGACGGAGUGUACGAGCUGUCCCGAGCCGUUGUGCGCAGUUUGGUUGCGGUUGCCGAAGCACAUGAUGACAACUUGAAAGACAUCUGCUUACUGACUCUGGCGGAGCUGUUGAUGAAACAUACCGAACUGGUUGUCGCCGCGAACGGAGUCAGUACACUGACCGACGCCCUGGCAGAGGGCUCGUUUCCAGCCCCCGAAGGGUUAGUCGCCAGUUUUCUCCAUAUUUUGGACCACCCUCGCCAGCGUCGAUUCCUGCACACUGGACGGGAGUUUGAGGCCAUGUUUGCACCUUUCACAGAUCCGCUGCUUUUGAGCGGCAACGAAGAGAAGCUGAAAACCUGCGCCCAGGCCAUUGCGGCCAUGCUCAAGACAUGGCCGGGCUAUUUGCUGUUGUCGAUGAAUGGUGCAACGCCUCUCCGAUCGCUCAUUGAUUCCCUGGUAUAUCCCAUCGGUCAAUCGCGGGACACGAUACUGGAAUUGUUCUUUGAUAUCCUUCGCAUCAAACCACCGUCUUGGUCCACCUCGUACCUUGCUGGCCGACGACUCACAACAUAUGGAAGAUUGAAUACGUUACCUCUAGAACAACCCUCAUCUACUGAACGGCAGCUCGCCGACUACAAUCCCAACGACAGGUUUGAUUUGACCCAACACUUUUCAGCGUUCGUCCUCGCAGCCUUGGUAAAGGCAGGCUUGGUACCCGCUCUAGUAGAUUUGAUCAAAAACGAAGAAGACCUGAUGCUCAAGAGAAAAUCGGCACUUUUGCUCACCGAAGUGCUGAAGUUGGCCAACAACUCAUUGCCUCAAGCAAUUGGCUGCGACAUACAAGUACUGGGGGAUUUGGUCCCAACACUCAAAGACUUCGGCUCGGAAAUGUCAGCCACAAACAUGAGUCUGAUCUAUCAAAUUGAAAGCAUCAACCGGACUUUACAGCGGACAUCUGCUUCAACCUAUGCAGCGCGAUCCGACUCUGUCGACGAGCUGGCGGUUGGGCCACAGGCCGUGGAGAGAUCUAGAUACACCGCCAUGAUGGAUGCAGAUCAGUUCCGCCAAGCAAUGGCAGACAGCCAAGUGACCAGCCAUUCUCAAUAUGUUAAGUGGAAGUGGGAGUUGAUUCACGGAUUGGUUGAAGGACCAUUGACCAACCCCAAAAGACUCGAAGAGGCAAUCAAAUCACCCAAGUUCCUCAAGCGGCUUGUCGGCUUCUACCGGCCUUUCAAAUACAGGUUCUCGAUGAUACGAAAUACCAGACCCAAUCAGCGAUACGUGCGCACCGGCUGUGCCUUGAUGAAAACCCUGACCCAGACGACUGUGGGGAUUCAAUAUCUUGCCGAGAAUAAACUUCUGCGCCAGAUUGCAGAAUGUCUUGCCCAGGUUGACCCGCACAGCGGCAUCACGUCUGCAAGCCCCCUUUUCGAUCGUCACCAUAUGGCCGAGACGCUCAGCGGCGGAUAUUUCGCGAUGCUUGGAGCACUCAGCCAUACCAUCGAGGGGAUCCGUUUGAUGGAGCAAUGGCACAUGAUGGACAUAUUUUACCAUCUCGUCGAGUUGAAAGACCGCGACGAUUUAAUCCGCACUCUGCUGGGCAAUAUGGACUAUACUCUUGACACGCACCUGCGGGUGAUUCUGUCCAAAGCGCUCACUUCGGGCGUCAAAGACAUUCGAUUGUUUUCGACCAGACUACUUCGUCGGUAUGCCGUGGGCAGGGUGCAGUAUUCGACUGGAUUGGGAUUACAGGAUCCUGGUAGCUCGCACUGGGCUCUGCGUCUGGUCCUGACUCAACUGUAUGAUCCGGAUGUGGAGGUGUGCGAGGUCGCGAUCAAAAUCCUCGAACAGGCCUGCAAUCAACGCAGUCACUUGGAAUAUGUGGUCAAAUGCAGGCCGUCACUCGACCAUCUCGGUGAAAUCGGAGCACCUCUUCUUUUGCGGUUCUUGUCGACUUCGGUGGGUUAUCGGUACCUCAGUGGACUAGACUACAUCACGCAGGAAAUGGAUGACUGGUUUUUGGGGAGAAAUGACGCCUACGUCGCUCUCGUUGAGGCAUCUAUCUUGCGUGCCUACAUGGACGGAAGACUCGGAUUGCACAAUAACAAGACACAACCACAUGACAACAACGAUCCAGCUGGCGACCUUCAUGAGAUUGGCGUUGCACCUCCUCAUUUCUACCGCGAACUCGCGCGUACGCAGGAAGGAUGCAGACUGCUCCGCCAGUCGGGCCACUUUUACGAGUUUUCCUCUACGAUCCGCGACUUCCGUCUGGACGAGGACGAAGAAGCUUUGACCAAAGUCAAAGGAUGUCUCUGGGCAGUCGGGAACAUCGGAUCAAUGGAUCUGGGCGCGACGUUUCUGGAAGAAGCCGAUGUCGUCAAGGCGAUUGUAAGGAUUGCUCAGGGCGCCGAAGUCAUGUCCAUGCGAGGAACCGCCUGUUUUGUAUUGGGUCUGAUCUCGCGCACUCUGCAUGGCUUCGAAAUGCUCGCCGAAAAUGGUUGGGACACAGCCGUCGACCCGCAGGGCCGGUCUCUUGGUCUUUGCUUGCCUCUGGACCUGAAUGUGUUGUGUUUGAAGUCCGUCGGCUCGUCAAGUGUACCCCAACGUCCCAACCCGGAGGAAACUGCCCGGUACAAGGCCGCCGUGACAGAUGCAAACCCCGUGCGAGCCAAGAUACUCAAGAAUAUUGUCGAAAUGGGCAAUUCGGUCAUGUACAAAAAGGCCGCUGGGGAACUUCAAGCGCUCAAGGCCAAGGAACCAAGUUACUUUGCCGACACGCAGAUGUUCCGCAAGACUCUUGUGAUUCUGGAAAGUCACCAUUAUCGCCUGCAGGCACGGCAUUACAUUCUCAAUCUAUUCAACAAAGGCAUGAUGCGACGCAUCAUUUUCGACGAAGAGAUGGGCGAGUCGGAGAGCAGCUCAGACACUGGGUAGUAGAACUCGAACUCUGGCACAUGAGCGGCCGAGGUCAGGUCGCAUGACUUGACCCCAGUCGUUUGUUUUUGGAACGAUGAUGAUUUUUGCAUUAUUGGCAGCGCAUCAAAGCAAUGAGAUACCUUAGGUAAGGGUCAUGCAGUUUCGGCACACGGCGUUUUUGAGACGUGUAGGAGGGUUCUGUUUUCGGCUCGGCCUGAUAUGCCUUGCAGUGAGGAAGACGUGACACUGGCAUUGACAUACGACGUACAUGCAACGGGCGUAAGGUAUUUGGGGUUGACGAAUGGAAUGGAGGCUGCUCCAGAGAUGCCUACGUGGAAGCGAAGCGUGCGUGGGGCAACGUUUGAACGGGAUCCUUAAACACUGGCAUUGGCAUUGGUUUGGCAGUGGCAUGCAGCAUGCAACAUGCAACAAGGGACAUGGAUUCGGUAUGGAUGUUCAGCGGGUCUGGGUCGUUGGUGCAGUGGGGAUGGAUUUGACUCUCUCUCUCUCUCUCUCUCCGGCGUCUUGUCUCUUUUCGGUAGUAGGACCCCCCUGCAGUGUAUUUCAGCUCUCGAGGGGUUUGAGGGUCUGUCUGUCAGUCAGUCAGUCAGUCACACGAGCGGAUGAUCCAAAGUAUGGCUGGUUUCAUGGGCGGAUCGGAUUGGAUUGGACAUGGCCGCGCAUACCUAGGUAAUGGUAUGGUAGCACAGGACUGUAGGACUUGCGGAGUGAGGCUGGAGCGAGCUGAGAUGAAAGAAAUCGGGAACGCCGUCCUGACUGCAGGUGAGCACAUGAGAGAGAGCGAAGUCGAUAGGUAGUAAGCCAGAGCCAUCCAAGCGCAAGUGAUGACCCGUA
Messenger RNA from Exophiala dermatitidis NIH/UT8656, 5162 nucleotides. RefSeq lists its product as uncharacterized. The transcript is spliced from 2 exons. Bases 381 to 4325 code for a protein of 1314 amino acids. The record is from RefSeq and is a predicted model, not a curated record. NCBI's taxonomy places the organism in Eukaryota, Fungi, Ascomycota, Eurotiomycetes, Chaetothyriales, Herpotrichiellaceae. Gene Ontology annotation, biological process: TORC2 signaling. Gene Ontology annotation, cellular component: TORC2 complex.